UUAUCAAUUUUCAACAUGGCCGACAAAACAAUGCUGGAUCGAAGCUGAGAUUUUGCUUGUCCGCCUGAUUUCGCCUUCAAAAUCUAAAUGCCGCACGUCAAGGACGCCGACACGUAUUCUUGAAUCGUUUUGAUAAGUUCUGAAACAUCAAGCAAAGUCCGAAACCAGAAUGUAUUGCCUGCAGUGGUUAAUUCCUGUGCUGCUGAUUCCGAAGCCUGUGAAUCCGGCGCUGCUGCAGACGCACGUCAUGUUCAUGGGCCUAUACCUAAUCAGCUUCUUCCUCGAACGCAAGCCUUGCACCAUCUGCAGUGUUGUGUUCCUCAUCGCCGUCUCGCUCAUCUGCUACUCGGGCUACAACGGUUUUGGUGGAAACUGCCUCUUCUGGAACUCCGAGUGCUCCGCCUCGGCCGAAGAGAACUGAAAGAGACAAACGAAUAAUGAAACGGAAAAGCAGUGUGCGCGUUGUGAUAUAAGAAACCGAGACUUUGCUUCAGGUCCCAAUACAGAGUGGAUCCUCUAAUUCCUGUCAUUGACAACCAUUUACAUAUUUUGAUGUUCGUCGAUAGCCCUGCGCCAUUUUUAAUAUAAAUCGAAACCCUCUGUGCAGGAAUUGGAAGGAAAAUUUAUUAUGUUCCAUCAUUUGUUGAUAAAUUACAAUAAUUAGUAACGUUGAGUAAUACUUAA
Molecule: messenger RNA, 684 nt
Organism: Neocloeon triangulifer
Lineage: Eukaryota; Metazoa; Arthropoda; Insecta; Ephemeroptera; Baetidae
Gene: bc10
Product: bladder cancer-associated protein A
Exons: 2
Coding region: 170-421 (83 amino acids)
Source: RefSeq, a predicted model, not a curated record